UUAUUUUUUGCCCCUUCCACUCAGGUUUGGAAUCAUGACUUCUUCUGGGAAUCCAUGCAGCCAGGUGGGGGUAAUAUGCCCACACUAGGUCUCCUUCAACAGAUUGAAAAGGAUUUCGGAUCAUUUAUAAAUUUUAGAGAGAAAUUUAUAGGAGCUGCCCUAACAUUAUUUGGUUCUGGUUGGGUUUGGCUAGUUUUGAAGAGAGAAGAGAAACGGCUAGCCAUAGUCAAAACUUCAAAUGCCAUUUGCCCAAUUGUGUGGGAUGACAUACCAAUUAUCAAUUUGGAUUUGUGGGAGCAUGCAUACUAUCUGGAUUACAGGGUAUGUAACCAUCAUAGAUCAUUGGUUAUUUUCAAAUACUUAGGUACAAUACCAUGAGUAUUGUUCUUCAAUCAGAAUUGGAGUUUUAUGGUAAUAUGCAUUCAUAUUUAAUACAGAUCUUGAUAAUAUACAUUUGCUCAUCUUACCUAGGUGAAACUCUAAUUCUAAUUGAAAAAUAGUAUCAAUAAUAUUUAUAAUAUUGUACCCAAUUUUUCUCCUUUCUAAAAAGG
This is a messenger RNA of Cajanus cajan (pigeon pea), 551 nucleotides long. The record is from RefSeq and is a predicted model, not a curated record. NCBI's taxonomy places the organism in Eukaryota, Viridiplantae, Streptophyta, Magnoliopsida, Fabales, Fabaceae.